This is a messenger RNA of Ruditapes philippinarum (Manila clam), 756 nucleotides long. Its product is annotated as synaptosomal-associated protein 25-like. Gene Ontology annotation, biological process: exocytosis; synaptic vesicle priming; synaptic vesicle fusion to presynaptic active zone membrane. Gene Ontology annotation, cellular component: SNARE complex; plasma membrane. Gene Ontology annotation, molecular function: SNAP receptor activity; syntaxin binding. The record is from RefSeq and is a predicted model, not a curated record. Lineage: Eukaryota; Metazoa; Mollusca; Bivalvia; Venerida; Veneridae.
UUUUUAUCCCUAAUAAAUCCUCAAUUAUAUACAUUUAUUGUGUUUGUAAAUCAAACAGUGUCCAUAUGCAAAAAAAUAAAAAUAAUAAUAUUUAUUCGUGACGUCAUCGUGGGAUUCUGGAUGCAGUUCCUGUUGGCUGUCAACCUACAUUAUUAGGAUCCUGAUAGAUUGAUAGGCUAUUUCAUUGUGAAUAAUAGACAUAUAGUGGAGUUGAAUUGAAUUGAACAGAAUUGGUCUUCAGCUACAUUCCAAGAGGGGGAGCAGUUAAAUUAAGUUGUUUAUUAUAUCUUGAGAGACGGCAUAAAUAAUAAAAGUCGACAUGUCGGGGAUACCAGCUUCAGGUUCAGAAGAUGAUAUGAAGAAUGAAUUGGCCAACUUGCAAUUCCAGGCCAACAGAACAACAGAUGAGUCGUUGGAGAGUACUCGGCGGAUGAUGUCACUAUGUGAGGAGAGCCAGGACGUCGGUAUAAAGACCUUGGUUAUGUUGGAUGAACAAGGCGAGCAAUUGGAUCGUAUUGAAGAAGGCAUGGAUCAAAUUAACACGGACAUGAAAGAUGCAGAAAAAAAUCUCGAAGGCAUGGAGAAAUGCUGUGGUUUAUGUGUUCUACCAUGGAAAAGAUCUAAGAAUUUUGAGAAGAGCAGUGACUACAACAAAACUUGGAAAUCCUCCGAGGAUGGUACGGUAAACACUAAUGGUCCUAGGGUGAUUGUAGAUCAAGGAAAUGGAGUUGGUUCUUCAGGGGGCUUCAUAACUAA